AUGCUUCGGCAUACGAAAUUACUUUCCUUUGAAUCGGUAUUCAUCGAUGACAAGGACGAUGUUGCCUUCUCUAGAUCGAGUACUGAACUGAUAGAAAUACCUGGACUUAAUGAAGGCCCUGUCACUGAUCUCAACCUGGCAGACUCACUUGGUUUCGUUUCUGCUGGAGAGGAGCGUGAACGAGCCCGUCAAAGGCAGACAAAGACUAUACCUAAGGAUUUCAUUGCUAAUUGGGCUAGUACUCGAGUGGCAGCGAUGCCCGGUCUCAUGAUGAACUCUUCUGCUGCGACUGGAUCAGGCGGCGGUGGUCCUCAGUUGGCUGGUCCAAACAGUGUUAGCACGGAUGUAGCAAUGGCGAUGAUGGCCGCAGCAGCUGCUGCAGCAGCCGCAGCGGCCUCUGUGAGCCAUUUGCCUCCACGUUAUCCUCGUUCUUCAGGGGGGCCAAGUCACUCCCAACCUCCGGUCUCCCCUCCAACCCAUCAACAGCAUCCUAGCCAUUCUCAUCCUACUCUUUCAACCUCUUUACCCAUACCUUCUUCACAGACCACUCCCUCAAAGCUACCUCCGUCCUCUGGACACUCACCCCAAGCCCCCGCGCCUGCAACUAUUCAACCUCCAUCUCCUGCCCAACCUUCGCAGCCUCCACAGCCUGUCGGUUAUCGAGAUCGACUACCGGAGCCGCCACCUGAUCGUGGGUUUCGCGAAAAACAACUUCCCUUAGUACCAGAAUUCUUACACCAAGAAAGACGUGAAGAAGGUUUUCCUCUUCGACGUCCUGACGAGCGUGAACACGAUUUCUAUAAUGGGGCUGAUGCAGAUUAUCGAAAUCAACGCCCACUUCCCGAAUAUCCACCUCAGAACCGUCGACAUCCCGGCCCUCCACCUCCUUUUCGUGAUGACUGGGAAUCCUCUGGUCGAUUUGAAGACGUUCGUUCUCGACCUUACCCCCCCGAACUCCGAGAAACUUAUCGAAAUUCGACAGAUCGUGAUGAACGCUAUCAUCCUUUUUCGGAUGAGGAUUGGCGAGAUCGCUGGCGAAAUGGAGAUGCUCCUCGGCCCCCAAGGCCCCAUCAUGAUUCAGGGUAUUCACGUAGUGGUCCCCCGCCUGAACCGCCUUAUCGGCAACAGGGACCUCCACCACCAAGUCACUCUCAUCCUCAAAUACAUUUCCGUAACGAUACUUCUCCUCUCUCAGGACCUCCACCGCCGCCAAGUUCAUCUGUUAGCCAUUCACGUCACUUUGGCCACUUUCCACCAGAGCCCCACGGCCCUGGGGGUGGGGGUCUACCACCUGGGUUUUCCGGUCCUGGCCCUCAGAAGCGCCCUCUUCCUCCGGACCAUCAUCCGAAUAAAUUCCAACGCAAUGCACCUGGUGCCCCAGGUCCACGUUGGUCUGAUAGUGAUUGGUAG
Messenger RNA from Protopolystoma xenopodis, 1410 nucleotides. The record is from the annotation of a GenBank genome assembly. NCBI's taxonomy places the organism in Eukaryota, Metazoa, Platyhelminthes, Monogenea, Polystomatidea, Polystomatidae.